CCAAUCCACAUCAUGCCAUGAUGAACCUUUGAUAUGUACUUUUGCUAGGCUACAAAUAAGCUAUGCCAACUAUACAUUAUUAUAGCACUGGGCUGCAUCUGGCUAAGGUUAGUUAGAAGUGAAUCGUCACAAACAGAACACAAUGUGUACUGCCAGUUAUUUAAGAAACUUGGAAGUAGCUUACUAAGAGAAUAAGAAUAAAAUAGUUGUUUGAAAACAGGAGGAUAUGAUGAAGCUUAGCGUGUUAACAUCAACCGUCUGGUGUGUUUUUUCGAUGGUAUUCUGUCAACUGCAGGCAAUUAACCAUGGUGAAGAUAUGCAACACCGACUUGUCGGUAUUAAUCACCUUGAUACACUAACACAUAAUCAAGUGAAUAAAAGAGCGACGAUUAAACCAAAGAAAAACCUGUGGCCGGCAGGAAGAAUACCUUACAUACUGGACCCAGACUUUAGCGAGGAAAAAACACGUAAUAUACAUGAAGCCAUGCAAAAUUGGGAGAAUCGAACUUGCAUAAGGUUCGUUCAACGAGAACCGGAUGAUCAAGAUUACGUAUACUUCGAAGAACACCAUUCAAGGUGUGAAACAAAGACUGGCCGCACUAGAGGAAAACAGAUUACCUAUUUAGGCGCAUGCGCACGAAAUGUUGGAAAUAUAAUGCAUGAGCUGGGACACAUAAUAGGAUUUUACCACGAACAGGUAACUUACUAUCUACGUGAAAAGUUUUAUAAAAAGAACCGUCCAGACAGGGAUAAAUAUAUAAAAGUACUUGUUGAUAAUAUUGAUGCGUCGAAACUACCAAAUUAUCGAAAAUACUCCAGAAGUGAAACACGAACAAUCGGUUUUGCAUACGACUAUGAAAGCAUAAUGCAUUAUAGUAAUAACGCGUUCUCAAAUGGUAAUGGACCGACGUUCAAGAUUAAGAAAAUUGCAUCUGGUUUUAACUUCACAGUGGGCCAACGCAGACGAGUCAGUGACCUAGAUGUAGCCCAAGUGAGAGAAAUGUAUAAAUGCAACAAAUUAUCCGUUAACGACACUUGUAUUACGAACAACGGCUUCAACUAUCGAGGAACCUUAGAUUAUACCGUCAGCGGUGUAACCUGUCAACGUUGGAGCUCAAAUUGGCCCCACAGCCACCAACUUUUCACACAAACCAAUGUAAAUGACAAGGGACUUGGGGAUCACAACUACUGCAGAAACCCAGACGGUAGAGAAAGACCAUGGUGUUUUACGACAAAGAAGAAGCCUACCUGGCAGUACUGCGACUUAAAGAAUUGCUAAGUUGAGACCUACUCUGUUUAGGGGCUAACAUACCAAGUGUGGACCCUGAUCUGUGGCCUAGGACCGUAUUUAUGAGUGAUCGAGUAUUCAAUGUGAGCGAAGUAAAAAAAAGUCAAAAACAACUUAAUAAACAAUAUGUUAAAAUUUUCAUUGAUUCAACGAAUAUUUAUUAAUAAUUUGUUUCUUAAAAUUUAUUUAUAUCUAUGUCUAUUACUAUAUAGGCCUAUGUUAUCUAUUUUGCUCCUCCGCCGAGGAGGGUAUGUUGUAUUCACCGCUGUUUGUCUCUCUGUCUAUCUGUUCGUUUGCAGGAUUAACUAAUUAAUGGAUAAUUAGUGAAGUGGUAGAUUAUUGGUCUAAGGAAGAGUUGAUUUAAUUUUGGGAUGAAAAUGUCAAAGGUGAAAAUCAAGGUCAUGGAAAUUCGAAUAAUUUCCUUAAAAACUUACCCUUGGGCAUAACAUAAAAUAAUGGAUUCGCCCGGCUCGCUCAUAAACACCCGGUAUGUCUUUAAGCACAGAGCAGGGGUAUGCACUCUAUGAAGUGCUGAAUUGUAUUAUGUAUUUAUUUUAGGCGCAUUAUUACCAUAUUGGUAAUCAUAACCAUAUAACUUAAUCAUUGAACAAGAAUAUCAAUGUGACUUAAGACCCUCAGGAGAGGAGAGAGUUAUUGAAAAGUGCAACAUCUAGUCCCGAUUUAUUUGCGCUAUAUAAAUCCAUCUAUUAUUAUUAUUAUUAUUAUUAUUAUUAUUAUUAUUAUUAUUAUUAUUAUUAUUAUUAUUAUUAUUAUUAUUAUUAGUAUCAUUAUUAUUAUUAAGACGCAAUACAAUGAGCAUUUGCUGUUAUAAAUACAGUUCACUUUUGACGUCAGUUUACCGUCCACACAAUACACUUAUGUUAACAACAAAAAUUCAUCAUUUCUGUGGAAGAUGUACCGUACCGUAAUAAAACAGUCUACAUUGUACCACCAUAUUAGUAUUCAUAAUCAAAGGCAAUAAACUACAAAUCAAGUUUAA
Messenger RNA from Anneissia japonica, 2288 nucleotides. Its product is annotated as zinc metalloproteinase nas-7-like. NCBI's taxonomy places the organism in Eukaryota, Metazoa, Echinodermata, Crinoidea, Comatulida, Comatulidae. The record is from RefSeq and is a predicted model, not a curated record. The transcript is spliced from 7 exons. Gene Ontology annotation, biological process: proteolysis. Gene Ontology annotation, molecular function: zinc ion binding; metalloendopeptidase activity. Bases 227 to 1279 code for a protein of 350 amino acids.